Molecule: messenger RNA, 3104 nt
Organism: Cyprinodon tularosa
Lineage: Eukaryota; Metazoa; Chordata; Actinopteri; Cyprinodontiformes; Cyprinodontidae
Product: immunoglobulin superfamily member 2-like
Exons: 9
Coding region: 99-3062 (987 amino acids)
Source: RefSeq, a predicted model, not a curated record
ACUAUGAUGCAGCCUUUCAUUUCCUCUUACAACACAUACAGGAAGAAUGAAGCACAGUCUGUCAAGAUUGUGUCUGCCGAGAGUCAGAGGUGUUCAAUAUGAAGUUCUCUCUCUGGAGGCCAACUUUGCUGCUUUUCCUGGCUUUAUCUGUAGGAUGCGAGGCCAAAGUGACGACUGAGAUCCAGACUGGACCUCUGUAUCGUGUAGUUGGCUCUCGGCUCUCCAUGUUCUGCAAUGCCAGUGGCUUCUCCAACCCCAAUUCUGAAAAAGGUUUUGAAAUCCGCACGAAGCUAACUGGCAUCCCUGGAAGAGAGAUGAAUGUUAUUAGCUCCUCAGAUGAACAUUUUAGUUAUAAUCGUUUUAUGCGUCGCAUCGAGAGAAAUGAUAUUAACCUCAUACGCUCUGGUCCAUGCUCAAUCAUAUUUGAAAUAAAAAACUUACUCAAGGAGGAUGAUGGGGAAUAUGAAUGCACCGUACUAGAUCCAGGAAGUCCACUUAUUGGAUCCUACACUGCAAAAUCAGUUGUUAAAGUGAUUGACAACUCCUUAAGUGUUACAUCUAGCGACUCUCCUUCCUCAUUGAGUUUUACCGAAGGAGAAGCUCUCACUUUAACCUGCCAUGCCUCCACCAACACCAUCCAGCACGUCCAUCUGUCUCUCGGCUGGUAUCUCCGUAAAGAUGGGGCCGAAGAUGCUGAACCUAUCAUUUCUUUGGAUAAAGAUUUCCAGCUUACUCCUGGUCAGGGCUUUGAGCAACGCUACAGAAACAAAGCCAUCAGGUUAGAUAAAAUAGGGGAGGCCACAUACACGCUUAAGAUAGCUGAGCUGGAGCUGUCAGACCAGGGUAAAAUUUACUGCCAAGCCCAGGAGUGGAUUCAAGAUCCUGAUCGUUCCUGGUACAGGAUCGCUCAAAAGGAUGCAGAGGAAAUAUCUCUUACAGUCAAAGCUAAAGUGGUUACAGACACGUCAUCUUUGGAUGUGAGUCUUUCUGCACAGAACGCACUGCAGGAGGGGCAGGUACUUACACUGUCCUGCAGGAUCAACGCACAGAACCUCGCCACACGGCUCUUUUCUGUAGCAUGGGUGUGGAAAGAAUAUGAGCUGGCACGGAUUGGCCCUACAGGCAUUCUGACUGUGAGUGAGGAAUACAGUGACAGAGAGAGAGAUGGGGAAUUAAGAGUGACCCGGAUUGGGAACGGACACUACCAACUAAAAGUACAGCCUGUGAAAACUACAGAUGGAGGGAGUUAUAUCUGCAGGGCAUGGUCGGAAGAGAGGAGUGAGGACGGAAACUUUCAACAAGGAGCAGCUCAGAACUCCCAACCACUGGAUAUCACAAUCUCAACUCCAGAAAGUGGGCUUUUAGUCAAAAUGCAAAACUUGAAGCAAAAAGUUUCCGAAGGAGAGAAACUGAGCCUCAUCUGUAAGGUGGAGGGGAUCAAAGGCCGGCUCUCUGUCUCCUGGCAACGCAAGCUCAUGCAGACGCAGUCCCCUUUAUUCACCACCAUCAUUAGUCUGAGUCAGAAUGGUGUCAUAGAAAAAACAGAAGCUUUUGUGACUCGUAAGGUGAGAGUGACACGUCCAGCAACACAAAGCUUUGUCUUUGAGAUGGAUGAAGCGAGACCGUUGGAUUCAGGUAUCUACGAGUGUGUUGUCACUGAAACGCAAACCAACGGCAAAACUCAAAGCCACUCUCAACGUGCCAAUGUGACUGUGACUCCUAUUGAGACCCUGGUCAAAGCGUCACUGAAGAGUCGAGAACCCACCGUGACUGUAGGAAAGAACUUAGAUUUAAUGUGCAAGGUUUUUGAAAUUCCAAGUAUGCCAAUUACUCUGACUUGGAGUCAACAGACAGAUGACUCUAACUUAAAUACCAUCCUGGUUUUGUCAAAUGGUUCCAUCAGCUGGUCCGGAAACCAGCACCGUUACCAAGUGGAGGUGAACAAACAAAGGGACUCUGUCAUGUACUAUCUUAAAAUCCUUGGUGCAAGCCACAAGGAGGCAGGAACUUACCAGUGUAGGGUGUCAGUUUUCCUGGAUAAUGUAUACAAAAAGCUUCUUCCAUCCAACCCCCUGAAGGUGCAAGUCAAUAAUCCAGAAAGCAAGCUUGCCCUAUCAUCUAAGCCAACCAUUAUGCAACGCAUCAACACUGAUAUACAAAUUGUUUGUAAAGUUACCUCAGCAACAUCUCAGUCUUCUCUAUAUGCCGUCACCUGGGACCUCCAACAAGAAACUGGAAGUAAAAGAAUUUUGAGCUCAGAUCAAAAUGCUCUCGUUACUUUUGGGCCAGAGAUUGAGGAGAGUCACCAGCAACGCAUCAGCAUGGGCCGCACUUCGGGCCCUAACUUUGAGCUAACUAUCAGACAAGCCAGAAUGUCAGACAAAGGAGUUUAUGUGUGCAACGUGGCUGAGUAUCUACAAAAUCCACUGGGAGAGUGCUAUUUACUCUCAGAAAAAAAUUCAAACACAACCCUAGACGUUACUGAGCCUGAAGCACAAUUGUCCAUUCAAAACAUAGAGACAGUGAAGAAUAUAAGCAUUGCAGAGGAAUUUUCCAUUCCCUGCCAUAUCACCCAACAAUCCAGCAAUGACUCCCAGUUCCAGGUCAAAUGGUUUUGGCAGAGAGGCACUGAAGCUACACCCAUGUUUACAGCUUACAGAAAUUCAACCUUACAAGUCGGCGUUGAGGAUGUUGCUGUGAUGUAUGGCCACCCCCUACCUGGUCAAUUCAACCUUAAAGUUUCAAAUACUAAGCCUAGAAACAGUGGCUUGUAUUUCUGUGAAGUAGAAGAGUGGGUUUACUCUCUUGCUUAUGGGUGGAGAAAACUUGCAGUGGAAAGGUCUGGUAAAAUGAACAUAACUGUUGGUGCUGAAGGGGAUGCCAAAGCUCUGGCUGGUUCAGAAUGCAUGGCUAAUACUUGGAUAGCAAUAUUUGCAGUAACUGUCAUCAUCUUGCUCUGCAUCAUAACAAUUCUUCUGGUAAAAAUCUGCAAGUCAGGGAAGAAGUCAGAUCCAUCUCUCUGGCCGGAAAGGCACGCGCUAAAACCUGGACCAGAAUACUGAAAGACUGAAACUAGAAGGACCAGCAGGAAAAGUUAAAAAAAA